AUGGAUCACAAAUUGCCAGAAAGUGUGAAGUUAGAAGUGGAGAAGUAUGAUUCUGGAUCAACUUGUAGCUCGGACACAUCAGGAAACACUGAUAAUGAAAGGGAGCACUGGUCCGGGAAGUUGGAUUCUUUACUGUCCUUUCUGGGAUAUGCUGUUGGACUUGGAAAUCUUUGGAGAUUUCCAUACCUUUGUAUGAGGAACGGUGGAGGGGCAUUUCUCAUCCCGUUUCUUAUAUUUCUGGUGUUAUGUGGACUGCCGUUGUACUUCCUGGAACUCAGCCUCGGACAGUUUACUGGAAAGAGUGCAAGUCACGCCUGGGAAGUGUGUCCUAUCUUUAAAGGUGUGGGAGUUGGAAUGGUGAUUGCCAUAGGGAUAAUAGGUUUGUACUACAACGUCAUCAUCGCCUGGACAUUGUUCUAUAUCGGUAACAGCUUCAUCAGUCCUCUCCCUUGGAGCACAUGUUCAAAUGAUUGGAACACCGACACGUGCGGCGUUCGGAUUGGUAACAACACCGACACGAACAGCUCAUUCAUUCUAAGUGUAACUGGUUUAGAUCUCCAUAACAGCACCAAUGAUGUCUCACCAACAUUUAAGGGACUUACAUCAGAAGAGGAAUUUUGGCAGUAUAAAGUGUUAAAUAUGUCCUCUGGUCUGGAAGUCAUCGGCCGGAUCCCAUGGCACUUGGCAGUGUGUUUCUUCGCUGCGUGGAUACUCGUCUACCUAUGCCUGAUUAAAGGUGUAAAGUCGAUAGGAAAGGUGGUAUACGUAACUGCUACACUCCCGUACAUACUGUUGACUGUUAUCCUUGUCCGAGGGUUGACCUUGCCUGGUGCUGUCGAUGGUGUUUUGUUCUAUCUCACUCCAGACUUCUCCAGACUGACCGACAUGCAGGUAUGGAUUGAGGCCGCGUUGCAGGUAUUCUACUCACUAGGUCCAGCAUGGGGCCCCAUGAUCACCAUGGCAAGCUACAACAAGUUCAAUAAUAACUGUUACAGAGACGCCAUUGUACUUACCUUCAUGAGCGAGGGGACGAGUAUUUACGCCGGGCUGGUGGUGUUCUCUGUGCUGGGAUUCAUGGCAAACAAAGCCAGUCUACCUAUAUCUGAAAUCGCUAAAUCAGGUCCCGGUCUGGGGUUCAUAGCCUAUCCAGAGGCACUAGCCCAGCUUCCGUUUCCAAAUUUAUGGGCAGCCCUGUUCUUCAUCAUGCUACUGACGGUUGGACUAGACAGUCAGUUCGUCCAUAUAGAGGCUGUGUGUACGGCCUUUACAGACACCUUCCCAGCACUGAGGAGAAAGAGAAUGAUCUUCACGGCUAUUUUGUGUGCUUUGUGGUGUUUAUUCGGCCUUCUGAUCUGUACUCAGGGAGGGAUAUACAUCUUCCAAAUGGUGGACUGGUACGUAGCUUCCAUAUCGCUGCCCCUGUUUGGUUUACUGGAAGCUGUUGUCAUAGGAUGGUUCUAUGGAGCAGAGAACUUUUCCCGUGAUAUCAGGCUGAUGUUGAACAGAGGCGUACCCGUAUUCAUGAGAGUGUGCUGGUGUUUCGUUACCCCUGCAGUUCUUUUGUUCCUCCUGUUGUUUACCUUGUCCACCUACAAACCACCAACAUACGGGGACUACGUAUACCCCGGAUAUACAUCAAUUAUCGGUUUCAUCCUGGCAAUGAUACCCAUCAUCCCACUUCCGGUUUGUGCUCUGAUGACGAUUCGUGGAACACCGGGACAAACAUUGAUGGAGAAACUUGUGACGUCAUUUAAACCGUCUCCUAACUGGAAACCGGUAUCACAAGCGCAUGCUAAGAGAUACAGUGACAUUGGAAACAACAAUGAAAGUACUUUUAUUGGGGUCAUAAAAAGGAACAUCCUGGGGGACAACAUUUACUCACAAUGACGACCCCGCCAGUACACAAGUUAAAUUAACUUUUAAUGCAUAUUGUAUAUGCGAUUUGUAUAUAUACAUUAACCAUUGAUGUAUCAUGCAGUAUCUGCACGAGAUCGCUGAAUAAUGUUUCACACUGUAACGAUGAUGUUAAAUAGAGGCACACCAACGACUCGACAAGCUAUGUAACAGUUAUCUCCCUUGUGUACGAUUCUCUGUGGGUUUACUUAGAUCUCAUUCCCCCUGUAAUGACAUUUGCGCUAAUGUCAUGUUAAAACUGUCAACGUCUGUACUAAGUAAUAGGACCUAGUACAAAGUAACAAUGAGUAUGCCUAACAGAGUAUGGUACGAUUAGUUACGUUAAAGAAUGAGAAGAAUAUCUUUUUAUAUCUACAACAUCCGCAUUGGAAUCGGAUA
Messenger RNA from Ylistrum balloti, 2292 nucleotides. Its product is annotated as sodium- and chloride-dependent glycine transporter 2-like. Lineage: Eukaryota; Metazoa; Mollusca; Bivalvia; Pectinida; Pectinidae. The transcript has 13 exons. Bases 1 to 1887 code for a protein of 628 amino acids. Gene Ontology annotation, biological process: sodium ion transmembrane transport. Gene Ontology annotation, cellular component: membrane. The record is from RefSeq and is a predicted model, not a curated record.